AUGCCGGGUGAUUUGAGCAGCCUGUGUAUCAAAUUAGAGAGUGCAGCUGGAAGUACUCCUGGAUCUAAUAAUUCUGCUUAUAUCGUCUCAUGGGAAUUGGGUAAUGAGUAUCUCUUACCGCUAUUGAUAAUCAACACUUCAGCAUUAACAACACAUGCGGUUAUGAAAGUAUUAAAUGUGUUUAAACUCUGUAUGAUUUGCUGUUUGGAGCCAAUGUUCCUUGCAAUUUUAUUGCUACCACUAUCCAAUGCGAUAACUGUGAACAACACUAAUAACGCCAUAACCAAAUAUUGGCUAUUACCAACGAAAACAACAUCAAAUAUAACGUUAAGUACUCAUGCAGAAUCCAAUUGUCCAUCUUCAACGGCAGCCACAAUUUUAACCGUAUGGAAUGUUUACUUUACACUAUGCAUUAAUAAUCAUGAUGCGCGCAAUUCUAUCAGUUAUAGAAAUGUAGAAAGUCACUUUCGCCGCCAGAACGAAAGUGAAAUUGUUAGGGAAAGCGAAGGCAACAUUGAAAGUUGGAGUCUGGAGCAGCAAUGGAAACGAAAAGAGCGUACUAAAGGGAGCAACGCUAAAAGUAAUCGAGGUGUUGCUGGAGUAAUCAACCAACAUCGCUCUGAUGAUAUCUUCGAGAUAACAUUGUGUAUGCUACUUGCAAUUUUCGUAGAAGUAAUUCCACUCACACUGCGCUAUGUUCGCAAGCGAACUGUACUUUUCUGGCGUUGGCUUCUAUUACUCUGCUGCUGCUCUUAUUGGAGUAUUUCGAGAAAACUAUUUCAACGGCAACGAUUACGGAAUCAAAGGGCAGUUGCACUGAACUGUGUUUGUGAACUCAUAAAACUUGCUACACUCAAAUUAAAAAAGAGGCAAGAUCAUAUCCCGAAGCUACCGUAUGCAAUCCGGCAGAAUCAGCUGACAAUUUUUGCAGUGCUAACUGGAAAAAUGUUUGCACUUUUUGUACAAGGGGCUACUACACCGUCCACCGAAAUGACAAUAUCAUCAGACGCCGGAACUGCGUGUACAACCACAGGAAGACUAAUAUUAUUGUCAGGAGUACCUACAGCAACAACAGCCAUAAUUGCACAAAAUUUUAAAAAGACCUGUCAUAAUUUUUUGCUAACAACGCUUUUAAUGGAUCCCGUCACGCUGACAUUUAAUACGCCUUUUUUAACAGAUCAUGUACUUUAUAUUCUGGUGCCACAAGAAAACCGAUUGUUUCAUAACCAAUUAGCCUUUUCUGCAGUAAUAUGUGAGCAGGUGAAAACUUUGCAUUUAUAUUACGCUUGCCAAUAUUUUAAUGGUAUCGAUAGCAGCAAAAAACAACAGGAAAAUUACAGUGUUGGUGGACUCAAGAUCUGUAGCGAUUGCAAUAGGUCACAUUCGCAUCAAAAAUAUAGAAUGAUUUUGAUAUUUCAACCAUUAUUUGACAUAGCCAACACUAUAAUAGAAACCUAUGACAAUAAUUAUGUGAAAAUGCAUAAUAAUAGCCGUUAUUUAAAACCGUCCAAACCAAACAUGGUUAAAUUAAACAAACGCAGAACUAAAUCCAGCAGCAUUUCAAAACUUGAACAUGAAAUUUUCAGAGGUAGGGAUGAAGCUGUAGUGGAACGGAAGAAGACAAAAUAUGGAAAGUUGAUGAGACAGAAUCCUAGGCUUCACGAUCUCUUAACCAGUACAAGUGCUAAAUCUAGUGCAAAGCUUACCAAAUCUACAAUGUCAACAAAUCAAAAAAGGCCAGCAAAUUUAGGCAUACCGAUUAAUGCGAAAAAUAAAAGUGCGCCCGCACAAGAGGAUCAAAAUAGAAAAGGUAAAAAUACCGAUUGGAAUGAAUGCAUGCAUGCUAUUAUGAAAUUUGACUUGUGCUGUUGCUUUUGGUGUUUUUGUUGUUAUCGUCGCUGCAAUUGCAUUUCUGGAAGAAAUUCGAGUGAUGAUUGUUGGUGUACUUGGUAUUGGUGCUGGAAACGGCAUUAUAGGCAACAUGCAUUUAACUAUCCGCAUUGUAUAUACUGCUACUAUAAUUGCUGUCGUUACUACUGUUUUUAUCGCUGUUAUUGUUGCUGUUGCUUGGCAAAAUUACAUUCAACAUCUAUCACAUGUCCAUAUUGUCAUGUAGCCACCAGAUUAAAUAAUCAACCCUCUAAAUUAAAAAAACAUCCAAGGGCAGGAAAGAUGGCCCAAAAACAGCAACCAAGCCAAAAUCCGGCAAAAAAGCAAAAAGUACCACAACAACUAGAAGACUUCAGAAAUUUUCUUCCACCACAAGGUCUAACAAGUACCACCUGCCUCUGUUUUGAAUGUCCCGUCUGGUUUUCCUGUCGGUCACUGCACUGCUAUCAAAACGCACAUUGCUUUAACUCUACUAAAGAUGUGACUACGUUAACAAAAACGGCCACAAAAUUAAACGGAGAGAUUUUAUUUAGCAAAAAAACAAAGUUCAUGCGAUUUGCUCGUUGUAGUGCAAAGCAUCUAAGCAAAUAUAUUUUUCAUCAAUUAAUCCAUAUGGCGGAAUAUUUUUACCGGUAUAUAAUAGCCGCGCUUCGAGUGAAAAUAUCUGUCCCAAGGUCAAGGGCAAUUGUAAUAAAAGUGUCAAGAGAACAGAAGCAGCAACAACAACAGCAACAGAUGGUUUCCAUUGCAAACGACCAACAAUUAAAAAUGAAUAACUUAUGUAAACUUUUUUGCAACAAUUGGAAGCGACAUCGUCGACGAAGACGACGACGACGCCGACGACGAAUAAAUAUACAAGAACAGCAGCAGCAACAAUCCAUCACUCUUCAGCAGCAACAUAUGAGUAGUGAAAAAGACACAUUAUUUCAUAUAACCAAUCAUCGUUUUGGUAUUUGGGACCUCAAUGCGUGCAAAACAAUCCCAACAAAUGCCCCUUCCGUGCAUUUUAUAUUAUCAAAAGCAGCGGCUGGAUCUAUUUUAGCAGGAUCUGUGUUAGCAGGAAUGCGUCUAGCGAACACCAAAAUUAUUGCCUUGAGUGACCGAACGCGAAAGGAUAUGAUGAGUCCAGCACCAACGCCAGCAUUGAUAACGUCGUCAACGUUCACAGCGUCUGCUAAUACAGCGCGUGUUGGCCGUAACCGGCCUAGACCGAAUCUUGUUUGGCUCUUUAUUGGAUUAGUGUGGUUCGAAGGGCCAAAAUAUGUCAACUGCAAUAUCAAUGGAAGUAGCCAAUCACAACAGCCUUCUACCCGGGCUCAAACUCAAACACAAACACAAACAGUUGCGCAUACAACCACCCAAGCGCCGCUACAGCCGCUUACCGUACUAUCACAUCAACAACAACGUCAAACACAACCACCACAGAUAGUUUCAAAUUUACCUUUAUUAACCACAAACCACAAACCAAUUUCUAAAUCGCCGGUUUCACAUUCCCAAAAAGCAACAGAAGAUGUUUUCGAUGAUGUUUCCACGUCACUCAAAUCAAAAAUAAAGCAUGGAAAAAACAGUAAUGCCAGUGGUAAGAGUAUACGUAGUGGUAAUUGUUUAUCUUCGCGAAAACGGGCUUCCAUAAUGGCAGCUACAACAAAUGAAAAGCAAACUGGGACGUCUAAUACCGAUUCAAUUCUACCAAUCGAUCAUACGGGUUAUGAAUGGCUCGAAGCGGAAGUGGAGUACGAUUUUCUAGAAGAAGAAGCACAUGACACGCUAAGCGAUCGCGUCCGUCUGGAGUCCAUUAAACGGCAGAUAUUAACCAAGCUCGGCCUGAAACAUAGACCUAAUGUAUCUCAUCCUCUUCCAAAGCAAUUUAUUUGGGAUACUAUAUAUCGUGCCGAUGGUAUACGAAGAGUUGUAAGCGAAUUUGACUUUAAUGAAAAUGCCUCACAGCAAUGGGAAAUCAGAGCAAAAGCGGCUGCAACUGGUCUUACAAAGCUACCACUUCGCUUGGAACGCUACCAAAAAGAUGAUGAAGCGGUAAAUGGCGGUAUAAUUCACAACAGCAAUGACGGUCCAUUGGAUAUCCACAUCGGGAAAAUGAAUCACUCUUCGCAUUAUAGUAACAAUAAUGAAACUGAAGCUUAUUUAGAUGCUGAAAACCUGGAUGAAUAUAACCUUCGUCAAGAGCACUAUGGAAUGUCAAAAGAUGCGAAUCGAUACGAAAGUGAGGAUUUUGUCGGUGAUACGCAGGAAAUCAUCACAUUUGCGGAAAAAG
This is a messenger RNA of Rhagoletis pomonella (apple maggot), 4162 nucleotides long. RefSeq lists its product as uncharacterized. Gene Ontology annotation, cellular component: extracellular region. Gene Ontology annotation, biological process: SMAD protein signal transduction. Lineage: Eukaryota; Metazoa; Arthropoda; Insecta; Diptera; Tephritidae. Gene Ontology annotation, molecular function: cytokine activity; growth factor activity. The record is from RefSeq and is a predicted model, not a curated record.